Messenger RNA from Bursaphelenchus okinawaensis, 4803 nucleotides. Lineage: Eukaryota; Metazoa; Nematoda; Chromadorea; Rhabditida; Aphelenchoididae. The record is from the annotation of a GenBank genome assembly.
AUGGGGUGGAAUAAAGAAGUGUAUUGUAGCGUAGCAGGGUGGGUAAGACACAGUAGGCUUAAGCUAGGGCUCUGAGUUAGGUUUCCGGCCAUUCCCUCCCUUCCCCCCCUCCCAUUACCGCUAUCUAAACGCUAUCUAAACCACCCUUCUCCCCCCCCCCCUCCUUCCCUUACCCCCUCCCUCUUACACCAUAACCCAAGCCCUCUCUUAAAACCAUUCACAUUUUAGUUGCCCUCAACCUAGCAACCCUAUCUUUUUCGUGCAUGAUAACACUCGUCUGUACUGUAAUAAUGGCCGUGCCCUUUCUUGUUGAUCCCAUAUUAUAACCAUUCUUUUCCCUUUUCAGCUAGUCAACACUUUGUCAAAACAAAUUUUGAAUGUGAGGUGCCAAAAAGGCGUCUUCAGAAUCCCCGAGAGACGUCACGAAGAUUUUCGACGCCUUUUCAGCGUUAACCAUCUCGACAAGUCGGGGGUGAUAACAAUGCCAGCUCGUGAGUUGGCAUCUGUUCUGAUGAUACCAGGCUCCGUGUUAACACUACCUUUUACUAUUUUAAGUACGGUAACUGGUAUAUCAGCAACUUCUACAGUACAUACUUCUACAGUACGACCUGAUGCCAAAUCCUUUCUUAUGUCACUGGUGAUAACAACUUUACUGUUGACCUUAUCAGCGCCAAAAGUCGACUCUCAACCUUGGUUAUCACCUGACUUUCCAGUAAGACUAAAUGAUGACAAUAUUGACCACCUCACCUCACGACUACUACCCGAAGCUACAGUAUGCCGCUACUGUCUCUGUGACAAACACACGUUGACAGUGACUUGUGCCUCGGCUAAGCUACGACUGAAAACGCUGAUUUUGCCACAAUGGGCCGAGAUCUUCCACGCCUAUAAUGUGUCAGUUCCCGAGUUUCCACACUUUACCUAUCAUCCUGGUUUGAAGGUAUGUAGGGUAGGGUGAUGUAAAGUAAGGAAUUUUAGGGCAGGGUAAUAUAGUGCUUUUUAAUGGUAAAAAAUUUAAAAGUAAAAUACGACAGCUAUAGGUGAUCAUAUUAAAUCUUCUAAAACUUUGUUUACAAAAACAACGUUUUAAAAAUAUUGACGAAAUGUCACUAUAGAUUUUUUUGAAAGGGUACCAAAAUGUCAAUAUUGAUUAAAGUUUUUAGAACAUUUUCUUUGGUAUAUUGCUUCUUUUGAUAACACUGAUAAUUUUAAAAAAAUUUUUAAUAUCAAAUGAAAUGUCAAAAUUGAUUUUCCAAAAAGGUGGCGAAAUGUCAAUAGCGAUUUGACGGUUAAAACAUUUAUUUUUUGAAAGAAAAAAACUCUAACAUACGUUAUACUUACCCUAAUCUACGUUAACUAAAUUAUCUUACUGAGCUUAUGCUACUUUAACAAACAUAGUUUACUAAGCCUGAUGUCAACCUAACAAUAAAACGUCACUUCCAGGUUUUGCGCAUCAACAAAUGCCACCUCAAGCAUUUGCAUCCGCUUUCGUUCAUCCCGUUACCCAAUUUAGAGACGGUUCAUUUGACUGACAAUGAAAUCGAAGCUCUGCCCGAGACCCUGUUCCGACGCCUCACCCAUCUUCGCAUCGUCAACUUGGCACGCAACAAAAUCAACAAUCUGGACGAAUUGGAAUGGUCGUUGCCUGAGGGUUUGAUUCUGGAACAACUUCAUCUUGAAGGAAAUCCGAUCAAAUUGGGGAAGUCGGAGAGCUCGGUGCAUCCCUGGCCACGGACUAGGCAGUUGAACUUGGCUAACACGAAUAUUAUGCAUGUCAAUCAGAGUCAUGUGGUCUUCCAGGACUCACCUCUAUGCCUUCAAGAAGCCUGCCGCUCUCUACGCCUCUCACCUCCAAUCUGGGAGGUCAUGCAUUCUCUCGACCUGUCAGAAAACCACAAGAUUCAUCUUCACCCCAGCUCCUUCAACUCUCUCGCCAACCUCAGUUCGCUGCGCUUAGCCGGCUGUCCCUUAUCUGAUGGUAUCUUAACGUGGCUCGACUCUCCAGCCAAUCAAGUUCGUCAUCUUGACCUGAACGAUGCUCGAUUCGAAAUGCAGAUCCGAGAAUGGAGAUUCUGUGCACCAGCGUUGGAAUGGCUUGACAUUAGUGGAAUAGGUAUAUCAUCGCUCAAAGUGUUACCUAAAUGUUCAAACCUCCAAUGGCUGUACGCUGAGAGAAACAACUUGGAGAAGGCUGAGGUCAAGUCGCAUGCUUUGGUUGGCAUUCACCUCAGAGGAAAUAAGAUCCAAAGCUGGCCACUGCCUACAGGUCAAGAUGCCAUUCCCUUCAGUCGACUCACGUACUUGAGUUUGAGCGACAACCUGAUGGAUCAAGUGCCAGCUCAUGCUCUACAUUCUCUACCUCAACUCGAGAUACUGGACUUGUCAAACAAUCGACUGACUUUAUUGCCUCAGGCUGCUAUGCCAACUAUGGAGUUGAAGCUGAGAAGCUUGAACUUGAGUGACAACUACCUGGAAGAGUUCAAGCCUCCAAUAUUACCAUCGCUGGCCGUGUUGGACUUGAGUGGCAACAACUUGAACAUGAUUGACAAUAGCUUCUGGAUAUCGCUGCCAAGUCUACAACGCCUUCAUCUGGCAGGUAACCCUUCAAACAUGAUGAUCGAUUGGGAAUCCUCGACUCUACGACACGCUACCCAACUCAUGGAACUAGAUCUCGCGAACAUGGGCCUAAAAGAGGUGCCCGAGCUCGGCCAUCUCAAACACCUCAGGUCAUUGAGGCUGGAUUCGAAUAGUAUUGGGUUUUUGGACGGUGCGCGACUCCCAGACUGCCUAAUGAGUCUGAGUGCCCGAGGCAAUUUCAUUCAUUUGUUGGGCAAUUUCACAGAAAGUCAGUUCACAUGCUUAAAGGAAUUGGAUCUGGCCAGAAAUCCAUUGAAAUGCGACUGCUCAUUGGCCUUAUUAUCCCCGGUUUUGGAACAUCAGGCUGGUUAUACGGUGAGUAAUUGGGUUGAUAGAUGGGGUAGACACAACAUUCUUAAAAGUAAACAAAAAGAAUUUAAAAUUAAAUUUUAAGAAUUUACCCUACCCUACUCUAUUCUACCCUACCCUACCCUACCCUACCCUACCCUACCCUACCCUACCCUACCCUACCCUACCCUACCCUACCCUACUCUACCCUACCCUAUCCUAGCAUAUCCUAUCUUGCCCCAUCUUGUCCUACCUUGCUCUACUUUACCCUACCCUCCUUACCUUACUGUGCGUAACCAUACCUAGAUAUUGCCUUACCUUAUGAAAGAUUGCAAAGUCUGAAAAUCCGUUCAUGAAAUUCCGCCCCUCCCUCUUUGUUUCUCUACCCUAUCUUAUAGUUAACCCCAUCUUUUCUAGCUCUACCUUUACUCUAUACUAGAAUUUUGUUACCAGACAGUUACCUCUGCCUUAUUCCUACUCUACUAUCUUUCUUAACAAUACACCCUUACCCUUGCCCACUCAGCUUUUUUUUAUUUUUCAGGUCAAUAAAAUUUUCAAAAAAUGCAUUUUUAGCCCAAAACAAAUUGAUUUAGGCUUGAAAACAUAAACUUUCUAUAAUUUUUUUGAAAUUUUUAAAAUUUUUAAAAUUUUAUCUGAUUAUCACUACUAAAACUUUAAUUUUAAGCAACUUUUUCAUAUAAAAUACUCAAAAACAUGUUAUGUACAUAAAAAUGUACUAACAUGCCUUUUAGUCAUUAAAAUGACACGUUUUUAAUGUCAUCUGUCAUAUCAUCCGGGUAAAAACCACUUUCAUACAUAUAAUAUUACUAUCCGUUUGAUAUGUUACAAACACUAUCUAUGGCUAUUUUCAAGUGAAAUUAGAUAACAUAUUUAUAAAAUACAUUCAAAGCACAGUUUAAAAAUUAAAUUUUUUAAAAUUUAGAAAAAUAUUUUUUUAUUUUAUGAAAAAUGACAGUUAUUAUAUUAUUUUUGUUUACAUAGCCAGAAAGAUGAAGCUAAUUUCAUUAGGCUAAUAAUAUUUUGAGUAAAAAUAGGUGAUAUUACUGUAAUUCAAUAAUAAAACUACUACAAAAAGUGACUUCAAAAAACAUGUUUUUUACCCUACACUUCCCUUCCCUACCCUGUCCUACCUUACUCUACACUGUCUGACCCUACCUUAGUUAAUCCGCCUUACCUUAGCCUAGUAUACCUUACCCUACCUUAUUCUACUCUGCUUUAUCUUGCAAUACUUUAACCUUGCCGUAGCCCUACCUUAUAAAAAAUUUUAAAACUUCACCCAAGCCCUACUGUAACUCCGUCUUUAAAAGGUGCUUAACCUAAAACGCCUUUUUUAAUCUCUAGCCUACCUUGUCUUAAAGCUUGUCUUCUCAAAAAAUGUGUAAUGCUGUUUUUAAACUAUACAGUAGCUCUGGCCUGUAAGAUACUGAAAGCUACAAUACCGUAUUCUACUCUACAAUAAUAUACCUAGCUUUACUCUCACAAUAUUUUAUUUUACCUUGCUCUAUUCUCAACGCAAUCCACCUUGCACUAUUAUCAAAAUAACUAGCUCAGCCCUACUCUUACAAAACAUUAACAAUCGCUUUCAAAUUUCAGGACCGAAGUGAAUACUACUGUUUCUCGGACAACUGGCAACACCCCCUCCGGGCCUAUGUGGAAAGCGCUCGCUUCUGUCAAGACAGUUCGGAUGAGGACCGGUUCACACCACUUUUACUCAAUUUUAUGGGAAUUCUGACAGUUUUCAUUGUACUCGCCAGUCUGACCGCUUUUUUGGUUUUGAGAUUUUGUGCCAUUUUAAGCAAGAGAGUCAUGCCAUUCGCUUACAAACCGGUGUUACAGUCUGAUCUCAUUGUUGACUUGUGA